Messenger RNA from Erigeron canadensis, 708 nucleotides. RefSeq names its product probable glutathione S-transferase. Lineage: Eukaryota; Viridiplantae; Streptophyta; Magnoliopsida; Asterales; Asteraceae. Gene Ontology annotation, cellular component: cytoplasm. Bases 1 to 669 code for a protein of 222 amino acids. The record is from RefSeq and is a predicted model, not a curated record. Gene Ontology annotation, biological process: glutathione metabolic process. Gene Ontology annotation, molecular function: glutathione transferase activity. The transcript has a single exon.
AUGGGAAAGGAUGAAGUGAAGGUUUUGAGCAUGUGGGCUAGCCCAUUUUGCACAAGGGUGAAAAUUGCAUUGGCAGAAAAAGGUGUUGCUUAUGAGGAAAUUUUAGAGAAUGACUUGUUUGGUGACAAGAGCAAGUUGUUACUCGAGUCUAACCCUGUCCACAAACAAGUCCCGGUUCUCUUGCAUAAUGACAAACCUAUUGUCGAGUCGACUAACAUCAUCACCUACAUUGACCAAGUUUGGCCAUCACCACCCUUGAUGCCUGCUUGUGCAUAUGAAAGAUCAAGAACCAGAUUCUGGGCUGACUUCAUUGACCGCAAGGUUUUCUCAGCUGGCCGUGGUAUAUGGAUGGGAAAAGAAGAAGAACAGGUGGAGGAAAGUAAGAAGGAGUUCCUCGAUGCGUUGAUGUACUUGGACGGGACUCUAGGUGACAAAGACUAUUUCUCUGGAGACAGUUUUGGGAUGGUGGACAUACUGCUCAUAGGACUAACCUCAUGGUUUUCUGCAUUUGAAAAGUAUGGUAACUUCAAGGUUGAGGAUCACUACCCUAAACUGUCGGCAUGGAUCAAGCGCUGCUAUGCUAGACAAACUGUUUCCGAAUCCAUAAUUGAUUCGGACAAGGUCUGUGACUUGGUUGCCAUGGUAAGGCAAAUGAAUGGCUUAGAGUAAAAGAAGAAGCUUAUUUGGUCAAGAAUACAUAUAUGCAAG